Messenger RNA from Actinia tenebrosa (Australian red waratah sea anemone), 3336 nucleotides. RefSeq names its product melanocyte-stimulating hormone receptor-like. Gene Ontology annotation, biological process: G protein-coupled receptor signaling pathway. Gene Ontology annotation, cellular component: membrane. Lineage: Eukaryota; Metazoa; Cnidaria; Anthozoa; Actiniaria; Actiniidae. The record is from RefSeq and is a predicted model, not a curated record. Gene Ontology annotation, molecular function: G protein-coupled receptor activity.
CUGUGCUUGCCUGCCCCUUGUUUUUUAAGAAGGCCAAAAUACUAAUGAAUUCAAAUACUUUUUCUUCUUCAAAAUCAGCUCAAAAUUAACUACGGAUGACUACUUUGCGAAUGAGUCCCUCAUCAAGUUGAAAUUACAUCGAAUCGACGAAAGAUUUGAAGGUAUUAGCGUUUGAGUCGGUGCGCAAAUAACGUUAUGAAAAUUAUUUUCACCCUCCUUAAACCUUUUGACCAACGUUAGAGUAGCCUGCGUAGCGGCCCAAAAGGGAAAAAGGAAGUGGUUUAUGCAGGCUUUAAGAGAGAGGGCGAAUGCUUCCAUUGAUGGCUUAUUGCCGUGUGCUCAUUAUCACAUUAAUUCAGCGUGUUAUCGAUAAAGCAGAUAAAGGCAUAAUACUUGGCCUUCAUUCAUGCCAUGACCUGUACAUUCUGCCUAAAAUAAGAACAGAUACACUUUCCUUUAGUAUAUUGUAUAUUGACUUUCAAAACAAAUUGCUGGUUUCCACGGCCACAAUGCACUAUGGGUAGCUAUUAGCCUUCAAGUCUUUGUUGUAAAACCUGAAAUGCUGUUUCGAAACUAGCUCGAACAAAAUAGUGGAAAAGCGUUUUUGACAUUUAUGCAUAUACAUUCUUUAUAUUGAUAUUCUUGUUCGGUAUAUUUCGCUUAACCAUUCAACAACAUGCGUCUCAAUCUUGGUAUGGCAUGGCUCUUGUCUUGUCUUUUGUCACUAACAGUCCUUAGGUUACAAGCAUACUUUCACGUUUCAAACUUGCCGCUCCACUAGCAUGUUCAGUUUGUAAUUGCUUACUUACUAACUGCCCAUUAUGCCUGCUGGCGCGGAAAGCAAAGAAGGACGACCACUUCAGUUUGUAAAAGUAUGCACGAUAUGCACUUAAUCUUAAUUUUGAAAGGCUUUUAAUAUCUCCGAAGUCGGAAAUGAGAGCAUACACGCAGUUGCGCGGAACAACAAUCUCGUUUCAUCAGCCCUUAUUUCUUCUUGCGCAUGCUCGACAAAAGUUUAUUUCAUCGAGCGUGUGAAGUAAUAAAUUAAAUAACGGCUCUUAAAGUAAUAAUGCCGGAGGGAAAGCACGGCAAAACUGAUAAAGAAACGAAAUAUAGCUAGGGGAAAACGCGCGAACAGAAUAUUUCGUGACCAUACCAACUCGUCAUUAGUGCCACGCGACAAUCAAUAAAUUUAUUGUCAUAUGAAAAAAAAAAAAAAACUUAAAUGGAAAAAAGGUUUAUCAAAAAUACCGUUCCACCGUAGGAAGCCACAAGUGGGCUAUUGACGUUCGAUCCUAAUAUGGUUGGAAGAUUGUCCUUAUGCUAGUACUAAAGUAGUACAGGUUACAGGUGAAGUAUUCUAAUACUGAUUCUGAUACCGAAUGAUGAUAGAUUCGUCUGAUCCCAGUAUUGACCUACAGUAUAUAUACGAAAUUUUUGGUUGGGAAUUCAGAAUCUAGGAUGCGCGCAGCCCGGUUUUCACUAUAGUUAAGAAGUGUUAUCUAUAGUCCACGAAGUGGGAUUCGUACUGCGUUUCAGACUUAUCUCUCCACCAAUUAUCAUCUCAAGCAGCCUUGCUUGGAGCAAUUUGUGAAGUCAAUAAAUAAAAAUGCACCAUGAAGAAACUAAUUACAGCUAAAAGUACCGGCAUUCUCUGCGGUCAUGGCUUGUUGUUUGAGGCUUUUGGUGCGACAACGAUUUUCUAAAUAGGUGUAUCCACUAUAUGAUCAAGUCGAAGAACUCAAUAAUGAAACUAGCAUUAAAUGGUUGUUUCCCCGUCGGAUGGCGGACGGACUCAAUUAUUAUUAUUUAUCAAACCUCAAUCUUCUGUCGCGUGUAAUUAAUGAUGCUGCAUUGUAUAUGAGUACAUACGGUAGAACAUCAUAAAAUCAAUUUGGUGUCAACCAACGUCACUGACGCCACUCAUGACUCUUGACGUCAUCAAAAGAUCAAUUUAGAUACUCCAUGGUUUUAUUCAGGUCUAAAAAAAGGGUUUGUUCAUUGGUCGCCAUUUAAUGCAUCUGUUGACAGCUAUUCUCAAGACACCAACGCUUCACACUCCUUCCAAUGUGCUUCUUUGUUUCUUGGCAUUUUCUGACUUUGGGGUCGGUUUUGUAGUCCAACCUCUGUCCAUAGCAGCGACAAUCGUGUCUAACGCCCAUGGCCAUCAACAACUACUGAAAACCUGUACGGAAAGCGCAAGCGUACUGUUGUAUGGAGCUUCGAUGUUGACCAUGACCGCCAUUGCGGUGGACCGGUACCUUGCUCUUUUGCUGCAUCUCAGAUAUCGGACGAUCGUAACGGUACCACGUACUUUGAAGCUAAAGACCUUGCUGUGGUUCAUUGCUUUAUGUAUCUAUUUCUUCCGCUAUCUGGUGGAUAAAAAAGCACGUUACAUCUCUAUCAUCACCUUCAUCUUGGUUCUUCUUUUUACCUCGUCAUACUGCUACAUUCAGAUCCUUCGUAUCGUUCAACGCCAUCGAAGGCAAAUACUAGACCAAACCCUGUCUAUCACUCGUCAGUUUUCCUCGUCAUGUGUCCCCACUGUCGGACAAGGAAAAUCCAUUACUACAAUGUACUACAUCCAUGGGCUGUUCGUUGUUUGUGUUAUACCAUACAUUGUUGGUAUAUUCCUGUUGCUCAAAUUUGGACAAAGUCGAAGCGUGACGAUUUACAGAUACGCAGCGUGGACCGCCUUGACGUUGAACUCAGUACUCAAUCCAUUCUUGUACUGUUGGCGCAUUCAAGGGAUAAAAAUUGCAAUCAAGACACUACUCAAGUCUUUUAUUGAUAAAUCUCGGUUAAAUAGAGUAGGAAUCGUAUGACUGUCAAACGGGCUAAGGGACUCUAUAGAACGCCGGGUUUUCGUACGCAUUAGUUUUAUGAGUCAGGAAUGGAUACGGUGUUAUGGGACGACCGUUCUCGGUAUAUGAGCUUCGGGAUCUUUAUUCUACUCUCUCUAUUGAACUAAUUGCAUGAGCUGUAUUUAUAGUAAUUCUAUGACAGGUGUCAUUCUAUAAUCAAUGUGAUAAUAUCGUUGAAUCAUGAUUGGCUAAAAGAAAUAGUACAUACCUAAGUAUGAUAUUCUAAUAACGAGUAAUACGAGUGAAAAUCUUGGAACUAAACAUAGCUUAAACUAAAGUUAAUAUAUGAAUAUCUUGUAAAUGUAUAGAAAAGGCUACGAGGAAUAUUUCUAUCAUAAGAUUCAAAAGAAUAGUGCUAAAAUAUAACUAAGCAAAGGGGUAAAAAGUGUGUAGGGCGUAACCAGAGGUACAAAUGUUAAUAAGAGGAGCUAAGAGGUUUACUUGUGAAUUCAAAGCAUACCAUUAUUCAUUA